AACGCGUAGCAAUUUCAUUCAGGGAAUCGUCAGAUCUAGAAUUAGAGAAGAAAUACGAAGAAUACAGACAGAAGCAACUACCUGACUUAAUUCCUCGAGAACUUAAAACUGGCACUAAACUUCAUUUCAUCGCUGGUCUGUUUUACCACCAUCAGCACUUGAAGAACUUUACAGUUGAGAUUAUACUGAGAGACUACGAAUUAAAAUUCUCGGGGUUGGCGAUGGAGAUGAAUGGAUCUGACAGAUAGACUCUCAUGUGUUCUUAACCAGAUUAUGUGCAGUGCUCUUGUUACUGCAGUCUGGACGUGGUUAACAUCUAAUUCGACUUAAACCCAAUGCCUUGAAGCUCUUCACAAUUUUCGGAGCACAUUCGUCCUCUGUUUCUGCCACAUUGGUCCGAAGUUUCCUUAUCAGAACGCUGGUGGUAGUUGCAGUUUGUCAACCACGCUGCCAACUUAUUGGUUUGGACAUGGCAAACAUUCCUGCCGAGAAAUCAGGGGAAUUUUUGACGUGCUGGAUGCGUUUUCGAGCUCGAUCUAAAGCUGAGAAUGUUCACGAAUUAGGUUACAGGUCCAUGUUCUGAGGCAUGGAGCUUAUGUGAGAACGGCAAGUCUUCCUAGGAGGCAUGGAAACAACCUUUGAGAAGCUUUUUAGGAACUUAGGUGACAAUAUCGAGAACUUGAAGUCUCAGGUUCCAGCCGAAUUUGGGGACAGGUUCGGUAAUUUUAGGAAGAAUAUGGUAGCUCUUGCAAAACAGUCGUGGAAAGCUGAUCGAGGUCCACCUAGAGAGGGCCUCCCUCUUCUUUUACAGUCUCCCUGGCAUCCGUCUAUCACAGUGGGAGAAACGAAUGAAGUAGACAAAGUGGUGGAGGCCCUCCGUGAUUUCUCUGCCGAGUUACUUUCUCUAUUGAAGGUUGUUUGCAAACACCUAGAUUUCUGGAGGUUAAAAAAUGAGGGCACAGACGCAUCGAAGGUCCGCCUAAUGAUACUGGAAAGAGGUCCAUGGCAAUUAGUGCUUGGUGUAUCACGCUUCGUGCGGGGUUCCAUUUGGGAAAAAUCCGCGACAUCUGGCCUUGUGUCCGCCGUGACUACUCGUAUCAAUGAGAGGGUGCUUGUACUUACUGCUGUUCAGCGAAGGCUUGCAUCACUUGUAGGCCAGGUCCACAUGGAGAUCGACAAGUUGAGCCAGGAUAUUGGAAAGGGGCAUCAUAUUCCAGAAGCAUUAGUAUCUUCGUUGUCAGCAGUACUUAGAGCCAUGAGCGUUUUGGAAGGUUCCUAUGAUCUACCUCAGACCGAUGCGAGCAGCUAUGAAGACGUCAAAGCGACAUCAAGUAUCAGUCUUCGAUUCGAUGAGAUUUCUGAUAAUCUGCGGAGCAAGUCUGAAUGGAAAGGAAAGGAUAUGGACGAUGCUGUUGACUUGCUAUUUACCAAUUUAGACCUUCUGCGAACCUUGAUAGAUUGUCUGAUGUUUCAUCACCGCAAGCCUCACAAGAUAACAAGAUACUGGCUUCGGUACACCGGGGGUGCAGUUGGCCUUGCAUUUGCGUCUGGAUGGUUAAUUCGCCACAGUCGCUUGGGAGGGAGUGAUGACAUUGACCGGUGGUUGAGAGAAGGUCGGGAAGCAGUCAUGACUUUCAUCCGCGAGCAUGUUGAACAGCCGCUUCUGUCUAUCAGGGAUGAUCUCUUUGAAACUUUCCGUAAGCGGCAUCAUGAACCUGAUUCACUAGGAGAAGCACAACUGACGGCCGAGUCAUUGAAUAGAAUGCUGCUUGAAUUCGUCAAGCAUACUAGCGAUAAGCUGCCCGAGGAUCUUACAGAACAGCAGAUGAUGGAAGUGAUGAUGACAAGGUAUGAGGAAGAAUUGGUGCACCCGUUGAGAAAUCUUCUUGCAGGACAACUCGCCAGGGCUCUCCUUAUCCAGGUUCAAAAGUUGAAGCUGGAUACGGAAAGGGCAAUGCUGGAGUUGAAUCAAAUUUUGAGAGCCAAUGAAAUUAAUUUUGCAAUAUUGGCAGCCUUUCCAGCUGUUAUAGUCACUUGUUUCCUUGGAUACUUCGGGAAGGUGUUGCUAAUUGAGACGGACGAAGUAGGUCGUGGAAGAGCUGCGCAAGCAAAGCGACGGAUGCUAAUGGCCGAGGUCGAAAAAGCCAUCAUGUGUUUCCAGAUGAUGCUAGAUGAAGCGCGGCAAGAGGAGGCUAUGUGGAGAUUUGGUAUGGUUAUAUACGGUCUCGACAGAUUGUACAAAGCUGUCAAGAAAGUAGCUGUGGAAUCUGGGGAAUGGCCGAGCUUGCGAGGAGAUAUUCUUGAUUUAGCAAAACCAAGGCUUUCGUCGACGUACAAGUUGCAAAUAACUGCGAGAAUGGAGCGAAUUUAUGAGUGUCUUGUUCCACUGCCGACUUUAUGACCGUCCUGGAAGUGAAUACUGCAUACUGCUACGAGGUCAGGAUACAAGACCACGAAUACGGGAGAAACUUGAAUCUUUGUUAUCAUCAUACAGGAUUGGAAUGCAGAUUGUCAGCUUCUGUCGGCCAAUCCUGCACAAAGCUGCGGAUUGGUAUGAGGAAAUCAGUGUGGGCGCUAACGGACGAGGGUAUGUGCAUGUAGUACUUAGUUUUACUUCUGCAGCUACGAAUUUGCAGCAGUUAUCUUUGCAACACCUUCAGAUGAAAAGAUUCACAACGCCGGAGGUUUUGAAAUCAUUAGUUUGUUGGAAAGUAUGAGUACUCGAACCUUUCAUGGUACUCCUGCCGUGUUGUAUCCGCAUCUCACUUCAAAAGUGGGAGUAGGAAAUGCCGAUCAGGUUUAGGGCAGGUCAUUCAGAACAUUUGGCUUUCUGGGAAUUUAGGACAUUUGGUCAGACGAGAGUGUUUUACAGCUGGAGGAGCAUCUCGACAUCAUUCGGGUGGUGCUAGGAAUUAUAUUUUUGACUUUGAUGACUUAAAAUCCUGCCUUGAUCGAAGUACAAGUACAAGAUGACUUAAGAUUCCUGCCUUGAUCGAACCCACGCAACAACUAUCGUCAGGCACUGGAUGCUGAUUGUGUGCACUCAUUUGCGUACGAACCAGCAGUCAAAGGAGUCUUCGAAAUGGAAUGUGCUCUUCGCCUUCAAGGCUCCCAAAGUCCCACUAACAGAUCGAAACCACCACGUCCGACGAGACAGAUUUCUGUCAGUUGAUCUCUCCAGGGCCAAUUCUUGCAAAGGCGUCUGCAGUCUCAACUCUCUCACUGUGAACUUAUGCACACUUGCAAUGGAAGAGUUCCCACAGACCUGUUCAUCUCUCACGCAGUU
Messenger RNA from Marchantia polymorpha subsp. ruderalis, 3286 nucleotides. NCBI's taxonomy places the organism in Eukaryota, Viridiplantae, Streptophyta, Marchantiopsida, Marchantiales, Marchantiaceae. The record is from the annotation of a GenBank genome assembly.